Molecule: messenger RNA, 1968 nt
Organism: Ornithodoros turicata
Lineage: Eukaryota; Metazoa; Arthropoda; Arachnida; Ixodida; Argasidae
Gene: WDR79
Product: telomerase Cajal body protein 1-like
Exons: 10
Coding region: 369-1853 (494 amino acids)
Biological process (GO): Cajal body organization
Cellular component (GO): Cajal body
Molecular function (GO): protein binding; RNA binding
Source: RefSeq, a predicted model, not a curated record
GAUCAUACUGCCGCCUAGACUUCGAUGCAGAGAAAAACAUAAAGCCUACAACAUUAUAGGUAUACAAAGCAGCAUGCGGUGAUUUAUAUCCGGCAAAAAGAAGUAAAAAAGUUAAGGCUUCGUUUGCACGUUGCGCAGUCUUCACCGGUAGGAGCGCUGUCAAUCAAACACGCACGAUGUAGCGUGCGAAAUGGUGGCAAUUUUGUUUGCGCCCUGUUUAAAUAAAGUUUGCAAGAGCUGUGUUCCUGACGCUGACCGCGUCAAAACGACAGGCCAGGUAACUACAAACGACAGUGGUCGCGACGCUUGCAUGUUUGCAAACCCUAACACUGCUAUCACCAUCCUGUAUCCCUCUGCAUCUUACUAUCAUGGAAAACACCGACUCUGAAAUUGUCAGUGUGACAGUGAUAGAAGAAGUAACGCUGGAUACCUCUAACAACGACGAGGUCCAACUAGAGACUAAAGUGAGCGAAGAAAUAACCCUGGAUACCCCUAGCCACGACGAUGUCCAACUACAGACAGAAGUGAGCGAAGAAAUACCGUUGGAUACCCCUAGCAACGUCGAUGUCCUACUACAGACUGAAGUGAGCGAAGAGAUAACGCUGGAUACUCCUAACAGCGAUGAUGUCAAACAACAGACUGAAGUGAGCGAGGUGGACCUCUGUACAGACGAUGUUGGCGACGCAAAUCAACCAAAUGGCAGUGAAGUUCUUCCGUCAUAUAACUUGUGCACGAGACCACUACAGCUGUGCGGGGCAUGGAAUGCGUUUGGGGAAAACUUUACAAAAGGGUGCAAGUGGUCACCAGAUGGGUCUUGCAUUUUAACAAACAGCGACGACAACGUGUUGCGAUUAUUCAACCUCCCGCCACACUUCUAUCAGAUGCCCACGGAUUGGGACGAAGUGGAGGAAUUGACCCCUGUCUUGUGUUGUAGUGAAGGUGGAUUGCUUUAUGACUAUGCCUGGUAUCCUGGAAUGUCAUCCCAGGUUCCUGCUUCCUGUUGUUUUGCAAGUACAAGCUGCGGAAGCCCCGUACACCUGUGGGAUGCCUACUCCGGCGAACUGAGGUGCUCUUAUAGGUCAUACAACCACCUGGACGAACCGGUAUCGGCAUAUAGCAUUGCGUUUGAUACGCACGGGGACAAGCUGUACUGCGGAUUCAACAAAAUGGUCAGGGUAUUCGACGUAUGUCGGCCUGGAAGGACGUUCGAAGAACGGCCCACCAAUCUGAAAAAGAUGGGGCAGCCAGGCUACAUCAGCUGCAUAGCAUUUGGAGCUCCCGGGAUGUACGCUGCCGGAUCUUACUGCAAAUCAGUUGCUAUGUACUCCAUAUCGGAUGGGCAGCUGCAGUUCAUCAUGUAUGGACACCAGGGGGGUGUAACACAUCUCAAGUUCUCUCCUGAUGGUACCAAGUUGUACAGUGGUGGAAGGAAGGAUUAUUCCAUUCUUUGUUGGGAUAUACGCAACCUCGGCAACGUGCUAUAUAGGAUGCAGAGAACGGCUACGACAAACCAACGGAUGUAUUUUGACAUUUCAAGGUGCGGAAAUUACAUGAUAUCAGGAAAUACAAACGGAAUAGUAACUGUGUGGGACCUGCGCACUCCACCGUUUUAUUUAGAUGACCUGGGUGCGGUCAUGAAACCCAGCCUAUUUUUCAAGGACCACAAGGACUGUGUCAAUGGUGUAGGUUGGCACCCGACACUUCCCAUGUAUGCAACCACUUCGGGAGAAAGAAAAACCUGCGAUUUGGCAGGAGACAAUAGCGACAAGUUUUUUGUGAAGCCAGCAAAGGACAAGUCGGACAAUUCUUUAAGAAUUUGGUGGGUGCCGCAGGAAGAGUCAGCCGACAUGUGAUAUUGGUUUCGUCUCAUCAUAGGGAUCACAAUAAAAAACUGUACAGUGCAUGCUGGUUUUGCACAGCUAAGAACGUAAACCAGUUUGCAAAUAAAUAAAGAUUAUGUACAUUAUC